Molecule: messenger RNA, 1926 nt
Organism: Phytophthora sojae
Lineage: Eukaryota; Oomycota; Peronosporomycetes; Peronosporales; Peronosporaceae
Exons: 3
Coding region: 10-1926 (638 amino acids)
Molecular function (GO): acyltransferase activity
Source: RefSeq, a predicted model, not a curated record
UUCAGACCAAUGGCAUCUCGCUCCUCAACGUACGCGCUGCAGACGUCGUUGCCUCACCUUCCCGUGCCCCCACUGCGCGCCACGCUGGACAAGUAUCUGCGCUCGAUAGAGCCGCUCGUCACCAAGGAGGAGCUGGAGAAGACCAAGCAGCUCGUAGAAGAGUUCGGCAAGCCUGGAGGUCAGGGCGAAGAGCUGCAGGCAGAGCUAUUGCAACGUGCCAAAGAGCGCGAUAACUGGCUGGCAGAAUGGUGGGAGCAAGUGGCGUAUCUGAGCGAUCCGACGCCCAACGCCUUGUUCGUGAACAUGGUGACGGGCUUCGGCUCUUUCCAAGACUUUGACCGGCCUGUGUCCCAGGCCAGACGAGCUGCCGAGACUGUGCGCUACACUUGCGAGUAUCUGGAGCGACUCAAACGCGAGCUGGUGCCACCGGAGACGAUGGGCGGCCACGUGCUGUGCAUGAACAUGUUCCGACGGCUAUUCUCCACCUGUCGCAUCCCGGAGAAGCCGACCGACCGAUUCAAGCGCGUGGAUCCAGCUACCAUUCGCCACAUCACCGUGUUCUGCGAAGGCAGAGUGUUCAUGUUGCACGUGUACGACGCCCAAGACGAGCUAUUGACCAUUGGAGACCUAGAGGUGCAGCUCCUGCACAUUUUGCGGCACUCGGCGUACCUGAAUUCUCUUCCUACUUCAAAGCGUGACGACGAUGACUUGCCGCAGUUCGUGGGGGCGUUGACAGCCAUGAGGCGUGACAAGUGGGCGGAGGCGCGUCAAGCCCUUGUGGAGUUCGAUCCGCUGAACGAGCGCAGCCUUGACAAGAUCGAAACGAGUCUCUUUGCGCUCUGCCUCGAGUCUGCGUCGCCCGAUACACCGUCGGAGCUGGCACGACAGUGUGCGGCGUCAAACGCUGGCAACCGCUGGUUCGACAAGAGCUUCCAGUACAUCGUGUUUGCCAACGGAAUGGUGGGGGCCAACAUGGAGCACGCGAACGCAGACGCUACGGUGCUGCAGUCGAUGUUCCGCUGGCUAGGAGAGCGCUAUUUGAACCGCGAUGGCGGCUACGAGACGUUCAUCGAGAGUCGCCACCAUUCACUGGAGUUCCUGCCUCCACCAGAGCUGCUGCGCUGGCGUUUACCCGAGGAUAUUGUGGCGAAUACGAUUCCGACGGCCUUGGCUGAGUUUCAACGCAACGGAGGCAAGUUGCGUAUGGUCGUAGUGAGGAACAAGGCUAUUGGCAAGACCAAACUGCGCGCGGUGAAGCUGUUCCCCGACACCUUCGUCCAAAUGGGCAUUCAGCUAGCAGGCUUCCGACUAUUUGGUCGUGUGGUACCAACGUAUGAGAGCGGCCACACGCGCAUGUUCGUCGAAGGACGCACGGAAACCAUUCGCACGGUGACCACCGAGCUGCUCGCGUGGCUUCAGAUGCAUGAUCAGCCUGGUGUGGAUGAAGCUGAAGUGAUUGACAAGCUCAAGCGCGCCAUGGCUCGCCACAAAGAGAUUUCGCUAGAGGCAUUGUCGGGUGAUGGCAUCGAUCGCCAUUUACUCGGACUGCAGAUCGCAGCCAUGCAGAAGACGGGGAGCCCGCCAGCGCUGUUUACUGAUCCGAGCUACGCGAAGAGUGGAGGGGGCGGCAACUUCGUGCUCUCCACGAGCAACGUGUCCGGGUACCCGUGGCUCUGGGGUGGAUUCGUGCCGAUGCUGCCCCACGGCAUCGGGCUCUGCUACGGCUGCGAAAAUGAUUUCCUCGCCAUCAUGAUCACCUCGUUCGACUCUAGCGACCGUGACAAGCUGCUGCCAGGCCCACCAGGUUCUCGACUUCCCCGAGUCACUGCACCGGAGUUUCAACGCGCGCUGUUCCAGGCGUUCGAAGACAUCUAUGGACUCGUUGAGCGCCACUACAAGCCGACAAACCCUACGUGCAAGAUGUGA